Messenger RNA from Bolinopsis microptera, 1411 nucleotides. Its product is annotated as ADP-ribosylation factor-like. Lineage: Eukaryota; Metazoa; Ctenophora; Tentaculata; Lobata; Bolinopsidae. Gene Ontology annotation, molecular function: GTP binding; GTPase activity. Gene Ontology annotation, biological process: intracellular protein transport; vesicle-mediated transport. The record is from RefSeq and is a predicted model, not a curated record. The coding region runs from base 1 to 531 and encodes 176 amino acids. Gene Ontology annotation, cellular component: cytoplasm; plasma membrane. The transcript has 4 exons.
AUGGAGUAUAUAUACAAGGUCUUUGGAGAGAAGGCCAUCAUGAGAAUCCUCAUGGUGGGGUUAGAUGGAGCAGGUAAGACCACGAUCCUAUACAAGCUGAAACUCGGAGAAGUAGUGACCACGAUACCCACCAUUGGUUUCAAUGUAGAGACCACGGAGUAUCAGAACGUCAGUUUUACAGUGUUUGAUGUCGGCGGUCAAGACAAGCUCAGACCUCUCUGGAAACAUUAUUAUACAAACACUCAGGGAAUCAUCUUCGUAGUGGACAGUAACGACAAAGAACGUUUAAUAGAGGCUCGGAAGGAGUUAGAACGAAUGACCCAAGAAGAUGAGCUGAGAGACGCUAUCCUUCUCGUGUUCGCCAACAAAAAGGAUCUUACCUCAGCUUGUUCUGUUGCCGAUGUGACUGACGCACUUGGUCUCCAGGGAAUGAAGAACAGGCAGUGGCACAUCCAAGCAACCUGCGCAACCUCUGGUGACGGUCUCUACGAGGGAUUUGACUGGCUCUCCGCCAGAAUGGUCAACAGCUAAAUCACAGCUUUUAUCUAUUAGUGCAAUCUAAGCCCCCGAAACGCAUUUGUUUGUUAAACCGAAGACUGUAUUCCUAGAUAAAACAGAUUAGUUUGAGCGUGAUUUUCUUUUUCAGAAGAAUGUUAUAGUCCAUCAUACUUAAAUAGUUAAACAGAUUAUCUCUUUGGAUCACAAAAUAAAUUACGGUGAGCACCUCAAUUUGCCCUUUUUUUACGAAUUCAGAUGAAACUAUUACUUAUCACAUUGGUAGUUGGGUUACCGUUCUUGAUAGGCCAUCCUUUUACGAUUUACAGCGUUAACUUUUGUGGGCCAUGUUAAGUUUAAAGCGAAGUGUUCUGAUUUCUUUAAAUGAGGAACUUGGUAAUAAUCUAUAAAAUCUAUAAAAUAAUAGAGCAUAGUGAGUUCUUCGCAAUGUUGAUCUGUAUAAUAAUUCUAUGUAGAUAAAUUUGAUAUUAUAAAUAAUACGUAAUAAUGCCCGCUCAGUGCAGUGCACGGCGGGACAAUCAUUAUUCAUUUUUGAAUUAGACAUUCUGGGAUCUGUUUUUUUAUCGCAUUGUUAGUUCAAAUUAAUCGGGCAGUUAGUUAGGGUAGUGACGUCACAUUUCGUGCUUUAAUCUGAGAAAAUUGUGUUUACAACGGCACCCCCAACUUAUGUUUCUGUUUGAUUGUAAGUUUCAGUUUGAAUUUAUUUAUUUUUGAUUUUAUGACAAGAUAGACGAGAAAGAACUUUGUCAAUAUAGACAGUUUAGAUUUGAACUUGGAGCCACAAGGCCAAGGGUGAAUUUCAAAAUAUUGAGUUUUUAAAGGGUUAUUUUUAUAUAGGGUCAUUGUGACAUUAUGUGUAUACUGUUUGAAAAAUUUGUAUAUUCUUUUAUGACAA